Haliaeetus leucocephalus (bald eagle) is the source of this 6224-nucleotide messenger RNA. RefSeq names its product aggrecan (gene ACAN). Gene Ontology annotation, molecular function: calcium ion binding; hyaluronic acid binding. Gene Ontology annotation, biological process: cell adhesion. Bases 1 to 6102 code for a protein of 2033 amino acids. The transcript has 17 exons. The record is from RefSeq and is a predicted model, not a curated record. Lineage: Eukaryota; Metazoa; Chordata; Aves; Accipitriformes; Accipitridae.
AUGACCACUUUACUAUUAGUGUUUGUGUGUUUGCGAGUCAUCACCGCAGCCAUCUCUGUGGAGCUCUCAGACAGUAGUGAUGGCCUGGAAGUGAAGAUACCUGAGCAGUCUCCCCUGCGUGUUGUGCUGGGAAGCUCCCUGAACAUCCCCUGUUACUUCAACAUCCCAGAGGAACAGGACACCAGUGCUCUGCUGACCCCACGGAUCAAAUGGAGCAAACUCUCAAACGGGACCGAAGUUGUCUUGCUAGUGGCCACUGGUGGGAAAAUCCGGCUCAACACCGCAUACAGGGAGGCGAUCUCUUUGCCCAAUUACCCCGCCAUCCCCACCGAUGCCACCUUGGAAAUCAAGGCGCUGAGAUCCAACCACACUGGGAUUUAUCGCUGUGAAGUGAUGUACGGGAUUGAGGACAGACAAGACACAAUAGAGGUCCUAGUGAAAGGCAUCGUAUUCCACUACAGAGCAAUCUCCACAAGGUACACCUUGAACUUCGAGAAAGCAAAGCAGGCCUGUAUCCAGAACAGUGCUGUCAUUGCUACUCCUGAGCAGCUGCAAGCUGCCUACGAGGAUGGGUACGAGCAGUGUGAUGCUGGCUGGCUGGCUGAUCAGACUGUCAGGUAUCCCAUCCACUGGCCUCGGGAGCGCUGCUACGGCGACAAGGAUGAGUUUCCAGGGGUGAGGACCUACGGUGUCCGCGAGCCAGAUGAAACCUAUGAUGUUUACUGCUAUGCAGAGCAAAUGCAAGGUAAAGUCUUUUAUGCCACCGCCCCUGAGAAGUUCACCUUCCAAGAAGCUUUCGACAAAUGCCGCAGUUUGGGAGCCCGUUUGGCCACCACGGGAGAGCUGUACUUGGCCUGGAAGGAUGGCAUGGACAUGUGCAGUGCAGGCUGGCUGGCCGAUCGCAGCGUCCGCUACCCCAUUUCCAGAGCACGGCCCAACUGCGGAGGAAACCUGGUGGGCGUGCGGACGGUGUACCUGUACGUUAACCAAACGGGGUACCCUCACCCCGACUCUCGCUAUGAUGCCAUCUGCUAUGGGGACGACGCUGAGACUCUUGUCCCAGGGCAGUUCAUCGACGAGACGGGAAGCGAGCUGGGCAGCGCUUUCACUGUCCAGACCGUCACCCAGACCGAAGUGGAGCUAUCUCUGCUACACAACGUCACGGAGGAGGAGGCCCGUGGCAGCAUCGCCACCCUGGAGCCCAUUGAGAUCACACCCACCACCACCGAGCUGUACGAGGGCUUCACUGUCCUGCCGGAUCUCUUUGCCACCAGUGUCACAGUAGAGACAACUGCCCCAGAGGAGGAGAACGUGACCAGGGGGGAUGUCACAGGGGUGUGGGCUGUACCUGAAGAGAUCACCACCAUAGCCUUAGGCACUGCCAUCACCACUGAAAUGGCAGAGGUGAGCUCGGUGGAAGAGGUCGUGGGGGUGACUACCACACCAGGACUAGAGCCUGCCUCGGUGUUCACAGUGGAAGAUCAGCUCGUGCGAGUGACAGCAGCCCCCGGUGUCGGUCUCCUCCCUGAGCAGCCCAUCUCCCCCACGGGUGUGGUGUUUCACUACCGUGCCGCCACCAGCAGAUACGCCUUCUCCUUCGUCCAAGCCCAGCAGGCCUGCCUGGAGAACAAUGCAGUUAUCGCCACUCCUGAACAGCUCCAAGCCGCCUAUGAGGCUGGCUUUGACCAGUGCGAUGCUGGCUGGCUGCGGGACCAGACAGUCAGGUAUCCCAUUGUGAAUCCCCGAAGUAACUGCGUAGGAGACAAAGAGAGCUCUCCGGGUGUGCGUUCUUACGGCAUGCGCCCAGCCUCAGAGACCUACGAUGUGUACUGCUACAUUGACAGGCUCAAGGGCGAGGUGUUCUUCGCAACCCAGCCAGAGCAGUUCACCUUCCCAGAAGCUCAGCAGUACUGCGAGAGCCAAAACGCCACGCUGGCCUCUGUUGGCCAACUCCACGCCGCCUGGAAGCAGGGCCUGGACAGAUGCUACGCAGGCUGGUUAGCCGACGGCAGCCUCCGCUACCCCAUCGUGACCCCCCGUCCCGCCUGCGGGGGGGACGCGCCUGGCGUGAGAACCGUCUAUCAGCACUACAACCAGACGGGCUUUCCCGACCCGCUGUCCCGGCACCACGCCUUCUGCUUCAGAGCUCUGCCACCUGUGGAGGAGGAGGGGGUCACCUCAUUCUUUGAAGAAGAUGUGCUGGCAACCCAAGUGAUCCCUGGAGUGGAGGGGGUACCCUCCGGGGAGGAGGUGACCGUGGAGACAGAGUUUGCUACGCAACCUGAGAAUCAGACAGCGUGGGGGACAGAGGUCUUCCCAACCGACAUGUCACUGCUCUCAGUGAGUCCAUCUGCUUUUCCCCCAGCUACUGUAAUACCAGAGGAAACAAGUACCGAUGCUUCCAUCAGCGAAGUGUCAGGGGAGGUGACUGAAUCUGGAGAACAUCAAGUCAGUGGUGAAUCUUCAGCAUCUGGGUGGGUACCUGGAGUCCUGGAUACAAGUGAAGAACCGACUUCUGGAGUUUUUGAACUUAGUGGAGAACACUCAGGGAUCGGAGAAAGUGGAUUACCAUCAGUAGACCUGCAUACCAGUGGCUUUCUACCUGGAGAAAGUGGGCUACCCUCAGGGGACCUGAGUGGCCUGCCUUCUGGCACUGUUGACAUCAGUGGCUUACCUUCUGCAGAGGUAGAUAUAUCAGUGUCUACUUCGAGGAUACCAGAAAUUAGCGGGAUGCCAUCUGGAGUGGAAAGCAGUGGGCUGCCUUCUGGAUUCAGCGGAGAAAUCUCUGGCACUGAGCUAGUCAGCAGCGUAUCAUCUGGAGACGAAAGUGGAUUCGCCUCUGGUUUUCCUACUGUCUCUCUUGUGGAUACCACAUUGGUGGAAGUUGUAACAACUGCGCCAGAACGGCAAGAGGAGGGAAAAGGAUCCAUUGGAGCCAGCGGUGAGGGAGAUCUGUCAGGGUUCCCAUCCACUGACUGGGUCACCUGUGGCGGAGCCCAAGGUUUACCUUCAGGAUCUGAGCUCAGCGGGGAGCCCUCCGGAGGGUCUGAGCUCAGUGGGGAGCCUUCUGGGGUGCCCGAGCUGAGCGGGGAGCCUUCUGGGGUGCCCGAGCUGAGCGGGGAGCAUUCUGGGGUGCCUGAGCUCAGGGGGGAGCCCUCCAGAGGGCCUGAGCUCAGCGGGUUGCCCUCAGGACUGGAUGUCAGUGGAGAACCAUCUGGAACACAUGAGGUCAGUGGCCUGAUGGACCUAAGUGGCCUAACUUCUGGUGUCGAUGGAAGCGGUGAGGCUUCGGGCAUUACCUUUGUAGAUGCCAGUUUGGAGGAAGUGACAACCCCCUCAAUUACACGAGCAGAAGCAAAAGAGAUUUUGGAAGUCAGUGGAAUGCCUUCAGGAGGUGAAGAUGCAUCAGGCACGGCUUCUGGGACUUUAGACAGCAGUGGUGAGCCUUCUGGGUAUGUAGACUUUGGUGGGAGUGUUUCUGGAGUGCUCGAGAUGAGUGGACAUCCAAGUGGAGUGAUUGACAGCAGUGGAGAAGUCUCUGGAGUUGAUGUCACCAGUGGCCUACUGUCUGGAGAGGAAAGUGGACUCACCUCUGGUUUUCCCACCGUCUCUCUUGUGGAUACCACUUUGGUGGAAGUUGUAACACAGAUGUCAGUUGCACAGGAGGUGGGAGAAGGGCCAUCUGGGAUGAUAGAAAUCAGUGGAUUUCCUUCUGGAGACAGAGGACUAUCUGGAGAAGGGUCUGGAGCCAUGCAGACUAGUGGGUUUCCUUCAGGGACAGGAGACUUCAGUGGAGAGCCAUCCGGGAUCCCAUACGUCAGUGGAGACAUUUCUGGAGCCACAGACCUAAGUGGACAAUCUUCAGCAGUGACUGCUAUUAGUGGGGAGGCCUCAGGGCUUCCAGAAGUCACUUUAGUCACUUCUGAUUUAGUGGAAGUUGUGACAAGACCAACAGUAUCACAGGAACUGGGUGGGGAAACAGCUGUCACAUUUCCCUAUAGUUUUGGGCCAAGUGGUGAGGCCUCUGCAUCUGGUGAACUAAGUGGGGAAAUAUCUGCAUUGCCAGAAAGUGGUAUAGAAACAUCAAGAGCUUAUGAAAUCAGUGGUGAAACAUCUGCAUUUCCUGAAACUAGUAUAGAAACAUCCACGAUUCAAGAAAUCAGUGGGGAAACAUCUGCAUUUCCUGAAACGAGUGUAGAAACAUCCACAAUUCAAGAAAUCAGUGGGGAAACAUCUGCAUUUCCUGAAACUAGUGUAGAAACAUCCACAAUUCAUGAAAUCAGUGGAGAGACAUCUGCAUUUCCUGAAUUUAGCAUAGAAACAUCAACGAUUCAAGAAAUCAGUGGGGAAGCAUCUGCAUUUCCUGAAAUUGUCAUAGAAACAUCCACAAGUCAAGAAGCCAGGGGAGAAACAUCUGGAUAUCCUGAAAUUAGCAUAGAAACAUCCACAGUCCAUGAAACCAGUGGAGAAACAUCUGCCUUUCCUGAAAUUAGCAUAGAAACAUCCACAGUCCAUGAAACCAGUGGGGAAACAUCUGCCUUUCCUGAAAUUAGCAUAGAAACUUCGACGGUCCACGAAAUCAGUGGGGAAACAUCAGCAUUUCCUGAAAUUAGAAUAGAAACAUCCACAAGUCAAGAAGCCCGAGGUGAAACAUCUCCCUUUCCUGAAAUUAGCAUAGAAACAUCAACAAGUCAAGAAGCCAGGGGUGAAACAUCUGCCUAUCCCGAAAUUAGCAUAGAAGCAUCCACAGUUCAGGAAGUAAGUGGGGAAACCUCUGCGUUUCCUGAAAUUAGAAUAGAAACAUCCACAAGUCAAGAAGCCCGGGGUGAAACUUUUGCAUUUCCUGCAACUAAAAUAGAAACAUCCACAGUCCACGAAACUAGUGGGGAAACAUCUGCAUUUCCUGAAAUCAGCACAGAAACAUCCACAGUCCACGAAACCAGUGGAGAAGCAUCUGCAUUGCCUGCUGCUAACAUCGAAACAGCUGCCACAUCUUUGGCCAAUGGUGAGCCUUCUGGUGCUCCCAAGGAGAAGGAAAUUCUUGAUGCAAUAUCUGGAGCUGUGACACACUCGAUUGCAGGCAUUUCAGGAGAAAUGUCUGUCCCAGAUGUUGUAAUUAGUACCAGUACUCCAGAUGUUGAACCAACACAGGGACCCAGAAACCCUGAAGAGGGUCAGCUCGAAAUAGAGCCCUCCCCUCCCGCAGUGUCAGGACAAGAGGUGGAGACAGCUGUUGUUCUGGACAAUCCCCAUCUGCUGGCCACCACUACUGCUGCCCUGCCUCAAGUCUCACAAGAAGCAAUAGAUGCGUUAGGACCCACUACAGAAGACACCGAUGAGUGCCACUCAAGCCCCUGUCUGAAUGGAGCUACCUGCGUUGAUGGCAUCGACUCUUUCAAAUGCUUAUGCCUUCCCAGCUACGGAGGGGACCUGUGUGAGAUCGACCUGGAAAACUGUGAGGAAGGCUGGACCAAGUUCCAGGGCCACUGCUACAGGCACUUUGAAGAGAGGGAGACUUGGAUGGAUGCAGAGACCAGAUGCCGACAACAUCAAGCCCACCUGAGCAGUAUCAUCACCCCAGAGGAGCAAGAAUUUGUGAACAGCCACGCGCAGGACUACCAGUGGAUCGGCCUCAGUGACAGAGCUGUGGAGAACGACUUCCGCUGGUCCGACGGGCACUCCCUGCAAUUUGAGAACUGGCGGCCCAACCAACCUGAUAACUUCUUUGCGGCGGGUGAGGAUUGCGUUGUAAUGAUCUGGCACGAGCAAGGCGAAUGGAACGACGUUCCCUGCAACUAUCACCUCCCUUUCACCUGCAAGAAAGGAACAGUGGCCUGCGGGGACCCCCCUGUUGUGGAGAAUGCCAGGACCUUCGGUCGGAAGAAGGACCGCUACGAAAUAAACUCCAUGGUGCGGUACCAGUGCAACCAAGGCUACAUCCAGCGCCACGUGCCCACGAUUCGGUGCCAGCCCAACGGGCAGUGGGAGGAGCCACGGAUAUCCUGCAUGAACCCCUCCAACUACCAGCGCAGGCUAUACAAGAGGAGCCCCAGGAGCCGGUCAAGACCCAGCGGCAGAGCCGUGCACAGACCCACCCAUUAGAGCGGGGCGAGAGAGACCGAGGGGGAAAGCGAGAAAGAGAGAUUUAUAACGGAACAGUUAUAUUAACAGAGUUGAUUUCUUCUUCUUCUUGUUGCUUUUUUGUCAUAUAAGGAAAAAAAAAC